UGAUUUGAUUCUGGAACCUGCCCUGUUUAAGAAUAUGCGGCCCCUUUAAGAAAAAUGACCCCACGCGCACUGAGGAUGCGCAGAAGAGAGAAGUGCGAGACAGUGUUGCCAAGUCCACGGUUUCCCGCAGAAUUGGUCUACUUUAUUUUGCCGCGAGUUGAAGCAACCACAAAAUAACAUGAUAUUUAGCCCCUGAAAUGCGGAUUUGAUCAAGGAAAUUCACGAUUUUUACUGGAGCCUCCCCCCUCGAAACGCGAUUGGGCUAGUUUUGAGUAGCAGCAGGCCGGGUUUUGUUGUGAAAAUCUGGCAACCCUGGCGCGAGACGCCAGACGAUUGCUGAAAUUUUCAGCAGUUGAAGCUGAAAGCGACGCUUUUAAUGAUCGUAAAUGAAGGAUUAAUGUGGAUUAUUUUCUCCGGAGGCAGUUUAUUUACCGUGUGCAGAAGAUCUCAGACAUCAUCAUAAUCAAUGAGGUGAAAACAGGGAACUUUUGGAGACAAAGAGGCUUUUCAGCAGCUCGAUUAAUGAUGGCCCUGUUGUUUCUCUCAGACUUUGGAUAAGAAUUGAAAAAUCCUUGUUUUAAAUGCAAUUAGUAUCUAUCAUGUAUCAAAAUAAUCAAUAUUCCUGUCAGAAAACAUAUAUUUACUCAAUUUAAAUGUUACUAAAGUAAUUCGGUAUCAAUUCAGUAACUUAUCUUUGAUUUUUCUAGAUCUGGUCCUGUGGGCGUCAGUAUCACACAGUGAUCACAGUUCACACCUGCAGUGAAGCUCCUCCCACAACAAUUCACCAAUAAAUACUGGGAAUAUUCACAUCAUCCUACAAGAGAAGGACAAACUCCAGGUGUAGCAGCUGAAAUCUGUGUGACUGUUAAAGAUGGAGUUUAUUAAAGAGGAGAUUGAAGACACGAGUGAUCCAGAACCAUCCAGAAUAAAACAUGAAGAUACUGAGGAACAAAUAGAAAAAUAUUAACAAAAUCAAAAAUUUGAGCUAGGGACCUCUGGUUGAUUUGACACGGAAUGACCCAGGUGUAUCUUUCAUUAGCGUUCGCUCCCACGGGCCACGGCUCUCGGUGCACCCUGCUUCAUACAACUGUGAUGAUAAAAAGACGUUAAUGCAUUCAUUCAUCCAUGACCAUAAUUUCUGCCCGAGUUCGUCAGAUUCCUUUCAAUCGGCUGUGGAGACCAGAUGGACGUGAAGGAGCAAAGACACAAACUAAAUGACGUAAAGAAACACUGUGACUUCAAAACUCCAGGAACAAAAGCCAAAAAGCUGCACACCUGCUCACAGUGUGGAAAGAGUUUCCAAAAUAAAUCAAACCUUAACAAACACAGAAAAAUUCACACUGGAGAAAAACCGUAUACAUGCACUCAGUGUGGUAAAGAUUUUAUUUUGCCAUCACAACUAAAGCAACACCUGAUAGUUCAUUCAGAUGAGAGGCCUCAUGUGUGUUCUCUCUGUGGAAAGAGUUUUUCACGGCUGGACAGUUUUAAACAGCACCAGAAUAUACAUACAGGUGUGAAAGACCAUGUGUGUUGUGACUGUGGGAAGAGCUUUACUACAUCUAGUCAUCUGAAACGGCACCGAAGGGUUCACACUGGAAAUAAACCGUAUACAUGCACUCAGUGUGGAAAGAGUUUUUCUCAAGCAUCAGGUCUCAGUGUUCAUCUGCUCCGUCACUCUGGAAAAAAAACAUUUAAAUGUGAUCAAUGUGACAAAGAUUUUAUUUUGUCAUCAGAUCUAAAAGAUCACCUGACAGUUCAUUCAGAUGAGAAGCCUUUUGUGUGUUCUCUCUGUGGAAAGAGUUUUCCACGGCUGAAGAGUUUUAAAGUGCACCAGAAAACACACAAUAAAGUAAAAGAUCAUGUGUGUUUGGACUGUGGGAUGAGCUUUACUAGAGCUGACUGUCUGAAACGUCACCAAAGAACUCAUACUGGAGAAAAACCUUUCAAGUGCUCAUAUUGUGACAAGAGUCUCACUCGGUUGGUACACCUGAAAGUACAUGAGCGAAUUCAUACUGGAGAGAAGCCGUACCACUGUACUCAGUGUGGAGAGAGUUUCAGAGAUGCAACAGGUUUAAAAGAUCAUCUUUUAAUUCACACUGAAGAAAAAACAUUUAACUGUGAGUUUAUUAAAGAGGAGAUUGAAGACAUGAGUGAUCCAGAACCAUCCAGCAUAAAACAUGAAGAAACUGAGGAACAAACAGACCAGAUGGAAGUGAAGGAGCAAAGACAGAAACUAAGUGACGUGAAGAAACACUGUGACUUCAAAACUCAAGGAACUAAGGUCAAAAAGAGACACACCUGCUCACAGUGUGGAAAGAGUUUCCAAGAUAAAUCAAAUCUCAACAAGCACACAAAAAUUCACACUGGAGAGAAACCGUAUACAUGCACUCAGUGUGGAAAGUGUUUCCAAGAUAAAAGAAACUUUAACAGACACAUGAGAGUUCACACUGGAGAGAAACCGUUUACAUGCACUCAGUGUGGAAAGAGUUUUUCUCAAGCAGCAGGUCUCAGUGUUCAUCUGCUCCGUCACUCUGGAGAAAAAACAUUUAAAUGUGAUCAGUGUGACAAAGAUUUUAUUUUGUCAUCACAUCUAAAAGAUCACAUGAAAGUUCAUUCAGAUGAGCGGCCUUAUGUGUGUUCUUUCUGUGGAAAGAGUUUUCCACGGCUGAAGAGUUUUAAAGUGCACCAGAAAACACAUAAUGAAGUGAGAGAUCAUGUGUGUCGUGACUGUGGGAUGAGCUUUAAUAGAGCUGACUGUCUGAAACGUCACCAAAGAACUCAUACUGGAGAAAAACCUUACAAGUGCUCAUAUUGUGACAAGAGUUUCACUCGGUUGGUACACCUGAAAGUACAUGAGCGAAUUCAUACUGGAGAGAAGCCGUACCACUGUACUCAGUGUGGAGAGAGUUUCAGAGAUGCAACAGGUUUAAAAGAUCAUCUUUUAAUUCACACUGAAGAAACGCCAUUUAACUGUGAGUUUAUUAAAGAGGAGAUUGAAGACAUGAGUGAUCCAGAACCAUCCAGAAUAAAACAUGAAGAUACUGAGGAACAAAUAGACCAGAUGGAAGUGAAGGAGCAAAGACAGAAACUAAGUGACGUGAAGAAACACUGUGACUUCAAAACUCAUGGAACUAAGGUCAAAAAGAGACACACCUGCUCACAGUGUGGAAAGAGUUUCCAAGAUAAAUCAAACCUCAACAAGCACACAAAAAUUCACAGUGGAGAAAAACCGUAUACAUGCACUCAGUGUGGAAAGAGUUUCCAAGAUAAAAGAAACUUUAACAGACACAUGAGAAUUCACACUGGAGAGAAACCGUUUACAUGCACUCAGUGUGGAAAGAGUUUUUCUCAAGCAGCAGGUCUCAGUGUUCAUCUGCUCCGUCACUCUGGAGAAAAAACAUUUAAAUGUGAUCAGUGUGACAAAGAUUUUAUUUUGUCAUCACAUCUAAAAGAUCACAUGAAAGUUCAUUCAGAUGAGCGGCCUUAUGUGUGUUCUUUCUGUGGAAAGAGUUUUCCACGGCUGAAGAGUUUUAAAGUGCACCAGAAAACACAUAAUGAAGUGAGAGAUCAUGUGUGUCGUGACUGUGGGAUGAGCUUUAAUAGAGCUGACUGUCUGAAACGUCACCAAAGAACUCAUACUGGAGAAAAACCUUACAAGUGCUCAUAUUGUGGCAAGAGUCUCACUCGGUUGGUACACCUGAAAGUACAUGAGCGAAUUCAUACUGGAGAGAAGCCGUACCACUGUACUCAGUGUGGAGAGAGUUUCAGAGAUGCAACAGGUUUAAAAGAUCAUCUUUUAAUUCACACUGAAGAAACGCCAUUUAACUGUGAGUUUAUUAAAGAGGAGAUUGAAGACAUGAGUGAUCCAGAACAAUCCAGAAUAAAACAUGAAGAUACUGAGGAACAAAUAGAUCAGAUGGAAGUGAAGGAGCAAAGACAGAAACUAAAUGACAUAAAAAAACACUGCGACUUCAAAACUCGAGGAACAAAAGCCAAAAAGUUGCACACCUGCUCACAGUGUGGAAAGAGUUUCACACAAAAAGGAACCCUUAAUGUACACAUGAGAAUUCACACUGGAGAGAAACCGUAUACAUGCACUCAGUGUGGAAAGAGUUUUUCUCGAGCAUCAGGUCUCAGAAUUCAUCUGCUCCGUCACUCUGGAGAAAAAUCAUUCAAGUGUGAUCAGUGUGGUAAAGAUUUUAAUUUAUCAUCACAACUAAAACAACACCUGAAAGUUCAUUCAGAUGAGAAGCCUUAUGUGUGUUUUUUCUGUGGAAAGAGUUUUUCAAGGCUGGAUCAUUUUAAACAGCACCAGAAAACACAUGAUGAAGUGAGAGAUCAUGUGUGUUGUGACUGUGGAAAGAGCUUUACUGCAUCUAGUCAUCUGAAACAGCACCAAAGAAUUCAUACUGGAGAAAAACCUUACAAGUGCUCAUAUUGUAAUAAGAGUUUCACUCAGUCUCCACACCUGAAAUCACAUGAGCGACUUCAUACUGGAGAGAAGCCGUACUGCUGUACUCAGUGUGAGAAGAGUUUCAGCGAUUUAACAUGUUUGAGAAGUCAUCUGCUCCAUCAUUCUGGAGAAAAACCAUUUAACUGUGAUCAGUGUGGUAAAGAUUUUAUUUCAUCAUCACAUUUAAAACAACACCUGAACGUUCAUUCAGAUGAGAGGCCUUAUGUGUGUUCUCUCUGUGGAAAGUGUUUUUCAUGGCUAAAGAGUUUUAAACAGCACCAGAAAACACAUGAUGAAGUGAGAGAUCAUGUGUUUUGUGACUGUGGGAAAAGCUUUACUACGGCCAGUCAUUUGAAACGGCACCAAAGAACUCAUACUGGAGAAAAACCUUACAAGUGCUCAUAUUGUGACAAGACUUUCACUCAGUCUGGAAACCUGAAAAAACAUGAGCGAGUUCAUACUGGAGAGAAGCCGUAUCACUGUACUCAGUGUGAGAAGAGAUUCACACGUUUACGAGGCCUUCAUGCUCAUAUAAAUAAAUGUUGCAAGUGAGCAACUUUUUUUUUCUAUAAAAUAUUUUUUGUAUUUUACAGAGUUGUUUACAAUUUCUGGUUGUAUUAUUAUUGUUGUUGAUUCUUUUUUUUCCCUCUAAUUUUUAGGCCUUAUCUGACAAUAGGAAUACCAAUCAUGAAUGUUGAUUAAUGUACACUGUAAUGCCUAUCUUUCCUGUCAUGCAGAAAAAUCAAUGUAGAAAAAGCAGUACUGUCACUGUAAUCGGGUGAAGGUGAAUAGAAUAUAUAAUAUAUGGUGAAUCCAUAUAUUAUAUUUAUUAUUAUUGUGUAUUGUUAAUUAUGAUAAUGUGUUUGCUUCAAAACAGUGUGGAGAUGUGAUUUACUGAAUGCGGUCCCUUUAAGAAACGUGACACUGCGCGCACUGAGGAUGCGCAGAAGAGAGAAGUGCGCGAGACCCUCUAUCGUUUGGUUUUCUUCUCUCUCUCUUUGUUGUUUCCUUUGAUGCUAUUAUGAAUGUAACUGUAAGUGAAUGUUAUGUUAAUGUUCUUGUUAAUGCAAUAAAAAGAGAGACAGAAGCGCGA
Molecule: messenger RNA, 5546 nt
Organism: Ctenopharyngodon idella (grass carp)
Lineage: Eukaryota; Metazoa; Chordata; Actinopteri; Cypriniformes; Xenocyprididae
Product: gastrula zinc finger protein XlCGF49.1-like
Exons: 7
Coding region: 1184-5005 (1273 amino acids)
Biological process (GO): regulation of transcription by RNA polymerase II
Cellular component (GO): nucleus
Molecular function (GO): DNA-binding transcription activator activity, RNA polymerase II-specific; RNA polymerase II cis-regulatory region sequence-specific DNA binding
Source: RefSeq, a predicted model, not a curated record